Molecule: messenger RNA, 2475 nt
Organism: Arthroderma uncinatum
Lineage: Eukaryota; Fungi; Ascomycota; Eurotiomycetes; Onygenales; Arthrodermataceae
Exons: 4
Coding region: 1-2475 (824 amino acids)
Biological process (GO): regulation of DNA-templated transcription
Molecular function (GO): zinc ion binding; DNA-binding transcription factor activity, RNA polymerase II-specific
Source: RefSeq, a predicted model, not a curated record
AUGGGCGACGUGGAGCUGACCUCCGACGGGCUCGUUGGCCUCGACUACAGCCCGCGAGCCUACCUGGCUUCGCACUCAUGGCCCGAACAUGGAGAUGCUGCUGCUACUACGACCACCACUGCCGGCCACUAUGAUGCUGCCACCACCGUAGCCCCAGACCACGGACUCAUGGCCGAAUGGCACUUUCAGCGCCUCCAGCCACAUCUCCAGUACCAUCACCAGCAGCAGCAGCAUCAUCAGCAUCAGCAGCAGCAACAGCAGCAGGACUUUACAUCAUAUACCACCGUCCCGCUGCAGUCGCCCAUCGGACUGCCCAUGCUGCCCGUCACAGAUACGGAGCAUCAGCACCACCAGCAGCACCACCACAUGGAUCCAGGCAUGCUGGACGGCUCCUACAUCCCGGUCGACAUGGUGCCCUUUACAUGGCAUGACUUCCACACCGAGCUGGGUGCCUUCCCGCUGGACAAUACUGCCAUAGGGUCAUACCACCCCGAGAGCAGCUCGCCCGUCGACAACUACCUCGAGGUCCGCUCCCUGACCAGCGCCAGCAGCGACAACGGCUGGACGGCCAUCGACAGGGCUCACUCUAUCGACUCUUCCCCCUUCCACGACCACCACCAGCAGCAUCAGCACCAGCAGCAGCACCAUGGACACCAGAUCUUCAUCAACCCGAGCCAGACGCUACACAACCGUAGCCUGUCCGAAUCAUCCUUCUCGGACCACCACUCCCUCCACUCUCGCAACUCAUUUGGCUCUUUCGUCGAGGUGUCUCCGCACAUGCACUCGCCUGGCUCAGAGUCGGCCCUGGAAUUCGACUACUCCGGCAUGUCUCUGCCACGUCGCGUAUCCUGUGACCUCAUCUCACAUGGCUCCAUCUCCCCCACGGCCGUCAGCCCAAUCGCCAUGGUCCGUCCCAUGCCUGUCCUGACAAAGAAACCAGCCACAUCGCCGACCAGAUCGCCCAAGUCGGGUUCUUCCUCUGCCUCUGCUGCUUCAGGCCAGGUGUCGGCGUCCGGGUCGCCGCCGAGCAGGAAGCCAUCGCGCAAGAGUCCGAUUGCGGCAAAGAACGCCGAGACCAAGGUACGGAAACAGAGUACGGGCGGGAAGGAAGGUGGCGGGAACGGCGAGAAGAAGAUCGGGAAGCGGAAGGGCCCACUGAGACCCGACCAGAGAAAGCAGGCUAGCGAGAUACGCAAACUCAGAGCUUGUCUGCGCUGCAAGUUCCUCAAGAAGACCUGCGACAAGGGCGAACCGUGUACUGGCUGCCAGCCGUCGCAUGCCCGUCUCUGGCAAGUCCCAUGCACCCGCAUCGACAUCAAAGAGAUCGGCUACUUCAUGAAAGACUGGAAGGCCGACUACGAGCGCCACGUCACCCUGGGCUUCUCCGUCGGCAACAUCACCGGCUUCUCCGACUCCGAACGCACCCUCUUCAUCACCCACGGCUACGGCCAAGUCCUCCCCGUCAAGGCCAGAGAAGUCUACGUCCACGAUGAAGAAUGCUUCAACCUCGACUGGGUCGAGUCCAUGAACCGCCCGGCAAACCACUACGAUCUCAAGACCGCCAAGCUCUCCGCGGGAAUGGAAGGUAUAUCCACCGCCAUGCUAUCAGACUAUCUCGACCGACACAUCGACGGCAACGGUAGCUAUGAAGGGUUCGUCGAUGAGUACUUUGCCGGCACUCCGUUCCUCACCCAGAUGCUCAAGACCGCCUAUCGGUUCUACUUCCGCACAAAACUGCCGGUCAUCCGCAAGGCGCUCAAGCUUACACUUGCGUACAACCUCACCAUGCACGUUACCAUGGUCGAGGGUCUGGGCGAGCUCGAGGAAGAGGCGUUCUCGGGCAAGGUCGAGGACGGAUCAAGUCACUACAAGGGUAAGGUCAUGGCUCCCGUCAUGAUCAACUUCCAGGUAAAGUGUGCCAUGGCCAACAUGUGGAGAGAGCUACAGAAGGACGUGCUGGAGGAGUUGUCCGCUCUCUACUCGAGCGUGUACAGCGGUGAGAAGCUCAAGAACUGGCCCAUCAUCUUCAUGCUUGCCACCAUCCUAUUAGCUGUCUGGGAGGAGAUGCAGUUUGACUGCCAUUACCGUGUUCAGGACCCCGCCGCAGUAAACAAGUUCUGCAACGACAUGGAAUCCAUCCCCGUCGGCGUAAUCGUCGGCCUCUUCCAAGCCAUCUCUCAAAAACUCCCCGCCCUCACUGACUGGGACACCGCCCAGCAUCAACAGAUCUUCAACUUCAACUCCGACGUCUGCACUGCCAUGACUGAAGUCCGCGGCCACGUCCGACAGUAUGAGCACUACCUUCGCGGACGCGGAGAAUCCUCCACCUUUGACCGCGAUGACUUUGACUGCCUGUCGAACAAGUUCGUCAGUCGGAGGGAGAGAAGGAGGAAGUGGGGAUGGGUCGGCGAACGGCCUGUAAAGGUCAAGAAGAUGAAGAUGGCCGAGAUGAGGAGAGGGGUGUUGGUUGCUUGA